This is a messenger RNA of Sesamum indicum (sesame), 2073 nucleotides long. RefSeq names its product protein FAR1-RELATED SEQUENCE 5. Lineage: Eukaryota; Viridiplantae; Streptophyta; Magnoliopsida; Lamiales; Pedaliaceae. Gene Ontology annotation, molecular function: zinc ion binding. Gene Ontology annotation, biological process: regulation of DNA-templated transcription. The record is from RefSeq and is a predicted model, not a curated record.
CACGUUCUUCAAUUCAUCAAGCACAUUGGGAAGGUGGUGAACGACUGGCGUUACAAAGAACUGGAAGCUAAUUAUGAUAUGGGUCAGCACAUGCCGAGGCUAAUGGGGGAUGUGAUAAUGCUGAAGCAGAAAUCAGCAUGUGCAAAUGACUUCUUUAGAGGGGGAUAUAAUCACAUUUGGUUUCAAAUUUCACCAGACGAACGGAAAGACUUGUUUGAUUCAGAUUUCACCAUGCAGCUCAAGCUCUGCGAAUAGAAUGGGAGAUUCAGCAUGCCUCAUGCAUGGCUUCUCUUAUGCUUCUGCUUUACCCAAUGAAUCCACACUGCAGGGGAACCCCAUGCAUGCUCUUGGGGACUCAAUUUCGUUUGGGAGGUUUAUGACUGAAUCCUUGUCUUGGGAGAAAUGGUCAACAUUUUCACACAAGAAGUACGUGGAGGAGGCUGAGAGAUACGCACAGCCGGGAUCUGUGGCACAGAAGAAGGCUUUCUUUGAGGCUCAUUACAAGAGAAUUGCAGCUCGAAAAGCUGCAGCUUUGCUUGAGCAAGAAAAUGCUGCUAAGAUAACAGAAGCCGAAGGAGUUGGAUACAAUAAUGCUUAUGAUGAAAAACGAGUAAUCUUCAAUUCUCAUCCGGAUGUUGAUGUGAAAAUUGAGGAGGUCAAAAUUCAGGAAGAUGCCAAGGAAGACAGCAUAGUGGAUGUAAACGAGCAUGGUUUGAUCACUGCUGUAGGAAAUGGUAAAGAAGGGGAACGUGCUGUAAUUCCAGAAACUGAGGCCUCAAAUGAGAAGAGAAAUUCAGUUAAUCAGCUUGAUAAUCUUGGGAACCAGCACACGGUUUCUGUGUUGGGAAGUAGUGGGACUCCAAAACUGGAGAGGCCGUCAGUAAAGCAGAACUCUGUUGCUAGUGCAGCUAUCCCAUCAUUGUCAAGCAAUGAAAAAUCAGGUCUUUACUUAUUGAAGACAUCAAUUCAGGAUAAACCUUGGAAAAUUCCUUCUACACCUGCCAAGCCAGUUACUCCUCAUGCCAAGGAAAAUGAAAGCAAUGUCCCUCAAAGCACAACGAAAUCAAAUGUGGACAAAAAGGGUGCCUCCCCAAAUUCUUUGCUUUCCUUACUGAACUUGGUUCCCAUUGAGGUGCCUGAUCAAGAGCCAGUUUCUGCCACAAAGACAACUGAAAUUUCAGGGCUUGCUUGCUCCACUCCUUUGAGGACUCCACUUGCGGCAGCUAGUAAGGGUGAGUCCACAUAUCCUGCAGCCACCCCUCUAUCUGAGAGCAGAAGGACAAAAACAACAAUUGAUCCCUCGGCACCAGGAAGCAAAACAACUGGUCCUAAGUGGCACGUCUUGUCUGCAGUUUGCUUCAAGUCGUUGACAGCUUGUCGAAGAAAAUUACAGUCGUCAACUUCAUCCACUCCUGUUAUUCUGAGAACAGAAGAAAGAACGGCAAAAGGAAACCAGGCAAAAGCAGGAAAAAAAUUUACAAAGCUGAGUUGUGCCUUUUGCUUCAGAACUCGCCCCUUGCCCGACUUUAACAAGGAAACAGAAGCCCCAGAAACUUGCAUGAAAAAGACUCCAGCAGCACAACCUCUGUCAGCGGUGCUAGGAAGAAGUGGUUUAGACAAGAGACAAGGCACUAUCUCAAUGCCGCCUCCACCCCCACCUCCGACAUGCUUGGCCAAGAAUAGUGCUUCCAAGAAUUUAUCGAGAAAAAAUGUUUAUAAUCCGAGCAAAUUUCUUGCUAAUUCAUUACCUGAUGGGAUCACACAUGAGAAUGCAUCCCCAAACAUUCAGCAGUGAUCAGAGGAUAUGUAUAACUCCUUGCCCUGGCAGCAAGAUGGCUUUUGGAGUAGGAGAAUGCAGUUCAUGUUUCCCUUUCAAUUUGGUGUAUGCAAGGAUUUUCGGUACAUGUUUCUUUAACAAAUUCAACGUAUGUAUAGGAAAGAAAUAAAGAAUGUUGAGGGAAAGGUUCCGCGGGUGACCACAUAUGUCUACUGAUGCCUGGAUUAGGAAUCAGAAACGAGAUUCAAGAAUUAUGAAACGAUCAUAAAGUACAAUGAAGAAAGAAACUUUUGGUA